Messenger RNA from Danaus chrysippus (African queen), 1173 nucleotides. The record is from the annotation of a GenBank genome assembly. NCBI's taxonomy places the organism in Eukaryota, Metazoa, Arthropoda, Insecta, Lepidoptera, Nymphalidae.
AUGACUGAUACAGUAAAUAUGUCGCUUGAUGAAAUAAUAAAACAAAGCAGAGCCAGUCGAACUCGCGGUAGAGGCGGUGGGAAUAUAAGAGGCCGCGGAGGCGGUCGUGGUGGGCGAAGAGGUCGUGGAGGUCGCGGCCGUGGUGCAGCCCGGGGUCGCUCUGCGUCACGAGGAGCCUCAAACACCAGACAGGGGCGGUCUCGUUCAAGAUCUCGUGUACAAGACAAUUCCCAAACGCGGGAUCGCUCACAGUCACGGGCACGAUCUCGAUCACGACAACGACGUUUCUCCAAUCCCAGAACACGAUCAGCUUCUAGAUCCAGAUCUCAAGUUAGAAGUAUGACACCAAAAUCCCGAGCUGGCUUAGAAAAUCCAGUAACUACUAUGCCACCAUUAGUCCAUUCAAAUAGAGGAAAACGAGGUGGAAUCCAGUUGAGACUGAGACGAUCAAAUUCUUUUCAACAAGCUAGAGGUGGAGUCCACAGUAGACUUGGCAUUAAUACCAGAAGAGCUAGUGGCCCAACCAACAAUUAUAAACCUUUAGCUGUUGCUAAAAGAGGGAUUUCUAAGAGAGGCAGAGGUCUCACUACUCGGAAUAGAUAUAGCUCUGUUGGAUUAAGAUCUGAUCAAAUUCUAAAAGAACAAAGACAAAAUAUUAUGCAAAAUAAUGUCAUUAGGACGCAAACAUUUACAAGAUCUAGGAAUAACUCAUUGAAUUCUGCUUCCCAGUUAACUGUUAGCAUUGCAAAUGAUUUCCGUAGAAGACGUCGUAACAGUGCUGGAAAUGCAGGAUAUUUGAACAAACAAAUGUUAGCAGAACUUAAUAAUGAAUUUGGUGGUUAUAAUACAAGAAGAGGGCCAGGCAGUGUUAAAUCUGUAGGUUCAAACAGGUCCAAUAGAUCAAUCAGGUCAAACCAAUCAAACAGAUCAAAUCAUUCUAACUCCAGUAAGAGAUCAAGAGGCAGGGGCCGCGGUAGAGGAGGGAACCGGGGUGUCGGAAGAAAUUUUGUGAAUAAACAAGUUCUGAACCCCGCAUUACAGAAAGAAAUUGCAGCUAUUCAGGGUAAAACAUAUGGAUCAGGUAAUAAUACCGAGGUACCAAGUGGUGUAAACUUCACACCGACCCCGGCAGCUACACAGCAAACAUUACAUCAAAGAUUUGGAAGUUCAUAG